UCUGGCCAAUGAAAUAAAAGCACCGUUGUUAACUUCGCAAAACCACCAACUACCACUCCAACUUCUCCUGGUCGGCCGUUCCUUCCUUUCUGGUUACUCUUCCAAAUCACACGAAACAAGAACGAGAAAAAUUCCCAGUCAACCUCCCUCUCCCUUUUCAGUUCCUAAACCAAUAAAACCAGUGCUCCUACUAUUCCAUAUAUGCCCGAGAGAAGUCUGAGGCGGAGAGCUCCGGCCACCAGUGCCCGGUGUAGCAAGCCGCCGAAUCCGUCUCCUUCGCCUCGGGGGAGGAGCCCGCCGCCCCGGAGAUCGGCGAAGCAUGCUUCGAAACCCGUUAAGAUUUUGAAUCGGUGCUCUUCGGACCCGAUGCUUUGGAGUUCGAGCUCUGGUGUUAGCGGCAGUAGCAUCAGCGACGAUGAUCAGAGUUUGAGAUCUGAGGGUGGCGGUGUUCUUUUUGGGCCUCACACAUUCACGGACGUCUUUGCGUCCUCGCCUUCGUUGUUGGGUCUCCGUCUCUCACCUCAGAGGUACGAGGGAUAUAGGAAAGAUGCAAAGGUGGUGGUUAAUGUAACAGUUGAAGGAAGUCCAGGACCGGUCCGGACCUUGGUUAAACUAGGGGCCAGUGUGGAGGACACCAUUAAGCUUGUUGUAGACAAAUAUAGCGAAGAAGGGCGAACUCCUAAGCUGCACCGGGAUGCAGCAUCCUCAUUCGAAUUGCAUCAGUCCUAUUUCAGUCUUAAAUGUUUGGAUAAAUCAGAAAUGAUUGGGGAUGCUGGCAGCAGAAGCUUCUAUCUUCGAAAGAGUAGCAGUCAGCACAGUAGUAAUGCAGCAUCUCCUUGCACUACUGAAAUUGUUCCGGCAAGAGAAUGCUCUCCUCCACCCAUUCCACCCCCUGCAUUUUUGCUACCCUCUUUCAUUGCCCGAAAGAUCAGCAAAAUUGUUAGAAGAACACGCAGGCUUUGGAAACUCUUGGUCUGCCUACAAUGAGGAUGGCCAGACACCAUAUAUUUAUUUCUAUUGAUUUGAGUAACAACAUAUAAUUUAUGUUACUCAUAACAAUAGCAGCUGAAUUGGUUUCCCUUUCGCCCUUUAAUACAAAUUCCCAUUUUCUUUGAUCAUACGUACGUACGUUAUGUACGUAAUAGGGAAUUGAACUCUCAUUUCCUUUCUCCACUAUUUGAUGUGUAGAUUGCUCAUGUAAAGAUAUACUGCAGCCAUAGUGCUGGUUCAAAUCACAAAAUGAAUAUCCAACUGUGAAGCAUUACAAAAA
Juglans regia (Persian walnut) is the source of this 1270-nucleotide messenger RNA. RefSeq lists its product as uncharacterized. The record is from RefSeq and is a predicted model, not a curated record. The coding region runs from base 202 to 987 and encodes 261 amino acids. The transcript has 3 exons. Lineage: Eukaryota; Viridiplantae; Streptophyta; Magnoliopsida; Fagales; Juglandaceae.